UAAUUAGCAGAAUGGAUUGGCAGCUGGCCUAUGGUCCUGUUAAACAAAUCUCAAAGUCAAACAUGAGCUUGGGCUGGCCAUGUCCCAUGUGGACAGCUAAUCUCAGAGUUAAAUUUAAGCUGUGUGGAUGCGAACCACCUCUAGCUGUAUGGAUUCACAUUGGUUGCAGCAUUUCCUCUCUGCCUCUUGGUCUUGUCGCCAACUGUUGCAAAGUUCUAGAAAUUACGUCCUCUAUUUUUCCAGUAAACAUUUUCGCGAUGAAAUAUUAAAAUCAGACCCAGCUAAACUAGCCUCAAUGUCAGUUCGUAAAAUUAAAAUAGUCGUGCCGUUAACACCUAGCUAAACGAAUAUCUGCCUCUUCGCGUUGUCGACAUGGGAUUGGACAUGCGGACAACUAAUCUCCAAGUCAAAAUGCAAGGUGGUUGCGCACCAAUUAAUCAUUGAUGCUUUCUAAUAAUCAAAGAGUACACUAUCUACACUAAUGCAGUUAGUCUUCUGGCAUCUGCAGUUGUGCACAUGGGAUGGGCACUGGAUGUUGUGACCCUCUCUAGGCUUCAGUGCUUGCUUACCCCCGGCAGCACUGCAGUAAAUUACUUGAUUGUUUGUUCAAGCUGAGCUGGCCAUGUAGCUACAUUACUUUAUUAUUAGGUGUCCAGCGCACACGACGGUGUCUCGAGUCUUGUUUUUUUUGUUUUGAAAAGGGGGAUUACCCCGGCCUCUGCAUUAAGUGAUGCGCACAACAACUUGACAGAAGGCAGUGAAGGUAAACUAAUGCACAGAUGGCAGUGAAGGGGGAUUAGCUUUGAAGGCCUCUGCAUUUGACUUUGAAGGCCUCUGCAUUAAGCCUUGAGAUUAGCUUGUAGCUACAUUACUUUAUUAUUAGGUGUCCAGCGCACACGAUGGCAGUGAAGGUAAAAGCCUGAUCUAUUUGCGCAUUACCGUUAGCACAGUGGAUUGGCAUUGUUGCAAAAUUUUGCAAACUGCUAGUAAUUCUACCCAAUAUUUCUUCCACAUUUGCAUUGUGUAAUUUCCGUCUCCACAUUUGUGGCUUGAGCGCGUCCUCCCCACCGAAGAUUAAAAUCAAAUCCAGCUAAUUAAGAUUGAAAUAGUGAGGUCCUGCAGUCCUGUUACACACCAAGUUAAACUAAUCUCAAAGUCAAAUGCAAGCUGGAUGUGUACCAAUGCAGAGCACCUCAAGGAUUAAUUAAGUUGAUCUACAACUAGCCUUUGGACUGUGGAGGAGGCACCCCAUCUCAAAGUCAAAUUUAAGCUGGGAUUGGCCAUGUGCAGAGCGAAUCUCAGAGCCAUGUUUAAGCUGGAUGGAUGCGUGUGGAUGCAAACCACCUCAAGGCUUGAUUAAGUUGGUCGACAACUAAUGGUGGAAGGCAUCCAAUGGCAGCACAGAAAGUGCUGGUAAUUAUAUCCUCUAUCUUUCCACACAAUGUGUAAUUUCCGGCUCCACGUUUCCUGUGACUUCACUUCAGUAUGUCCUCGACCGAAGAUUAAAAUCAUACCCGGCUAAACUAAUCUCAAGGUGAGGUCGUAAAAUUAAGUUAGUCAGGUUCUGCCGUCCUGUUACAGACCCAGUUAAACUAAUCUUUAGUGUUAAAUGUAAGCCGACCGAGUUAAACUAAUCUUUAGAGUUAAAUGCAAGCUGGACGCGUAUGAAUGCAGACCACCUCGAGGCUUAAUUCAGCUGAUCUCCAACUAGCUUUUGGGCCGUGGAAGAGACAACUAAUCUCAAAGUCAAAUUUAUGCUGGAUGGAUGCGUAUGAAUGCAAACCACCUCAAGGCCUGCAUUAUGUUACCAAUUAAUCAUCGUUGUUUUCUAAUCAUCAGAGAUUAUACUAUCUAGACUUAUGCAGUUAGUCCUCUAGCAAUUUGCAUAUGCGAAACGACGGGAUGCGGUGACCCUGUAGCCUGUAGGCUUCAAUGCUUGCUUACCCGGGCAAAACUGCAGCAAAAUAUAGUAAAUUACUGAUUUCUGUCCAACCAGAGCCGGUCAUGUAGCUAAAUCAUUUUGUUAUGACUCCAGCGCACAUAAUGUUGGCUUGAGUCUUGUAACGAAGAAGAAGAAAAUGCCUACUUAGCAAAAGGCUUGUAGCUGGCAUGGACUCCCCUUAUUAGUCCACCUGCCUGUAUCAGCUGCUAGCUAGACUUACAUUGAUUAGCACCAAUACCUCCAUAUCACAUUGAGGAAGAAGGGCAAUGGAGGUGACGGCGGUGAGUGUGGGCAAGGCCGCUCUAGGCGGGGCACUGGGCUAUGCCACGUCCAAGGCGGCGGAGGAAAUCGCCCUACAGCUUGGUGUCGAGCGCGAUGUGAACUUCAUCAAGGACGAGUUGCAGAUGAUGCAGUCGUGCCUGAUGACUGCUGAUGAGGAGCAAAGCAAGAACAAGGUGCUCACGACCUGGGUGAAACAGAUCGGGGUCCUGGCUUACAAAGUUGAGGACAGCCUCAUGGAUUUUGGCCUUCAUUCGGAGAAAAAACCAUUUUGGGGUUGCAUCCCCCGAAACCCAGGUGAUCGACGCCGCACCAUUAAGGAGGUGAAAGAGCUGAGGGCUGAGGUGGAGGACCUGAGCAACAGGAACCUGCGCUAUCGCCUCAUCAAGGAGAGCUCAGGCUCCAAGCCUACUGCAGCAGAGGAGCAGGCCAGCGUUGCCACUGCUGCAAUGUUUGGCAUCAACGAAGCAAGACUUGCCACCUUGGAGCAUGAAAAAUCAUCAGAGGUGGACCUCCAUCAGUUGAUUACCAGCAAGGAUGUUGACCUUAGGGUGAUUGCCAUGUGGGGAACCAGCGGUGAUAUUGGCAAGGCAUCCGCCAUCCAGGAGGUUUAUGAUGACCCAAAGGUAUUGAAAAUGUUCGGAUUCUGUGCUUGGGUUACGUUGAUUCAUCCUUUCAGUCCACAAGAGUUCCUGCGGAGCUUGGUCAGGCAAUUCUAUGAAAGUUCCAAUGAUGAGGUUGGAAAGGCAGAACAAGUAACAAGUGUAGGGGCUAAUGUUCUGGCAAAGAUGGAGAUGAUGAAUCAAAGUGAUUUAGUCAGUGUUUUUAAUAAGGUGUUGUGUAGCAAUAGCUAUCUGAUUGUGAUUGAUGACCUAUCCACAAUAGUGGAAUGGCAUUGCAUUAAGAAGUACUUUCCUGACAACAAGAAACAAAGUAGAAUCGUCGUUUCCACGCAGCAAGCUGAAAUUGCAAGCUUGUGCACAGAUAAACCAUAUCAAGUUUCGGAGUUAAAGAAGUUGUCAUGUGAUCAAACUAUUUAUUUGUUCCACAAGAAGAAUUCAGAACAUCAGAUCAGCAUGGACGGUGUUCGUGUGGCAAUGUAUGACACCAACGAGGAAGCAAGGUUUGCUGUGGUGGAGGAGAAACCGGAGGCUAUGCAUGCAUCAUGUUCUGCCGAGCCCGUUUCCGACUCAAAUAGAGUUACUACUUCCGAGAAAGAUACAUCCUUGCCCAUCAGUGAAAUACAGGAGGAACACCAAGAACCUAAUAAUGUAGGUGAAGAAAAUGUUCAUAACUCAACUGCUAGAAAGAAGUUUGAUCGCAGCAGGACACUGGCACUGACUGAUGAACUGCUCUGUGGGCGAGGAACAGAGAAAUCAUUUGUUAUCAAGUUAGUUGGCCAACCAGAUCUCAAUCAAGGCCGCAAGGUGAUCUCAGUUUGGGGAAUGGGGGGUCUUGGAAAAACCACUCUUGUCCGAAGCAUCUAUCAUAACCAAGAGCUUGGUGGCUGGAAGCGUGCUUGGGCCACUGUAUUGCGUCCUUUUAACCCUGAAGUACUCCUUAGAGAUUUGGCUUUGCAGCUUCAAAGUACUGUUCAAGAAGAUCCUGCUGGAGCAACAGGAAUUGGACUGCAAAAGAAAAGAAUAGCAAUGAUGAAUCUUCAAGAGUUGAAGCAGGAGCUAGCUCGGCUACUAGCGUUAAAGAAGUGCCUUAUUGUUCUUGAUGAUAUAUCAUUCACUGUUGAAUGGGAGUUGGUCAAACAGUGUUUAGGUAAUGCUGAACGGAUCAUAAUCACCACAAGAGAAAAAAAUAUCGCCAAACAUUGUUCAAGGGAAGACGAGAACAUGUACUGUCUUCAAGUUCUGAAGUAUGAUGUGGCAUUUGACCUGUUCAUAAAGAAGGUAUUCAAACACAAUACUGUAAAAAUUGAUUUAGCCCCAGCUAUGAUGGAGCAAGCAAGAUUUACCCUGCAGAAAUGUGGUGGACUUCCCCUUGCAAUAACGACCAUCGGUGGAUUCCUAGCCACUAGGCCAAAAACUGCUAUUGAAUGGAGAAAGAUGAAUGACUGUAUCAGCACUGAGCUGGAGAUAAAUCCUGAACUUAUGACAAUAAAGUCAAUUCUUAUGAGGAGCUACGAUGGCUUACCAUACCAUCUCAAGUCUGCAUUUUUGUACCUGUCCAUAUUUCCAGAAGACCACAAAAUUAGGUGGGGUCGCUUGAUGAGGCGGUGGAUUGCAGAGGGUUACUCAAAGGAUUUACAUGAUAUCACUGCAGUUGAACUUUGUCAGAGGUACUUUGAUGAGCUCUUGGAUAGGAGUAUGAUCCUGCCGGGGGAAGGGAUAGACCAAUACAAACAGAAAAUCAGUUCUUGCCAACUUCAUGAUAUGAUCCGGGAAAUAUGCAUCGCAAAGGCUAGGGAGGAAAACCUUGUUUUGUCACUGGAGGGAGGAUGUUGUUUGAGCGAAACACAAGGUGCAAUACGUCAUCUUGUCAUAGGAAGCAACUGGAAAAGGGAUAAACAUGUGUUGGAGAGCAUGCUAGACCUGUCACAUGUACGUUCAUUGACUGUGUUUGGAGAGUGGAGAUCGUUUUUCAUCUCCGAUAAUAUGAGGUUCCUCCGAGUGCUUGACUUAGAAGACACAGUGGGGUUAAGAGAUCAUCAUCUUGAUGAAAUUGGGCAGCUCUGUCACCUCAAGUACCUUUCUCUUCGAGGAUGUUGCAACAUAUUAUGCCUGCCUAAUUCUUUCCGGAAUUUGAGGCACCUCGAAACACUGGAUCUUAGAGGUACACAUAUAUCUGAGUUGCCAAGAAUAAUCACCAAUCUUUGGAAGCUACAACACCUUCAUGCAGAUGGUUAUUUUGACCGUUUGGUUGUUAUGGGAGAGGAUGACAUAGUUGAUAAGUAUGAAGGUUACAUUAAUCGUAUAUCCUCAUGUCAAACAUGCAGUGUUUUAUUGUCCAAAGGUCAUAUUUUCUCAAGACCACAAGUUUUAGAUGCUGGUUUGAACAGAUAUGAUAUAUUCAAUCUAUACCGCUUCCAGGAGAUGAAACUAGAUGGUAUUACACUUCCUAGAGGGAUUGGUAAAUUGAAGGCUCUCCAUGCACUAGGUGUUGUCGAUGUUUCAGGGAGAAACAGAAAUGCCACUCUGAAAGAGCUCGGAAUGCUUACUCAGCUACGUAAGCUUAAAGUAGGUGGUGCGAGCUACAGAAACGUCAGUGAGUUAUGGUCUGCCAUUGCUGGUCAUGAUCAACUACAGUCUUUGUCAGUUGAAACACGUUUCCCGCAUAAACAGAGGAAUGAGGUAGAUGGCUGUUUGGGUGAAGGUUUGUUGCCACCAAGCAGCCUCAAGAGCCUCAAGCUGGUUGGCAAGCUAGUCAAUGUAACAGAAUGGAUCCAUAAGCUUCAGAAUCUGACCAAGUUGGUGCUGAGUUAUAGCAUGUUGGAGCAAGAUGAUGCCAUACAAGCCCUCGGGGUGCUACCAAAUAUAGCGGUUCUAUGCCUAAGGAUUUGUUCGUUCAAUGGGACAGAACUCCAUUUCCAGAGAUCCUCUUUCCCGAGCCUCAUGGUGCUGGUGCUCCGGAACUUAGAGAACCUCCAGUCGGUUAUGUUCGAAGAAGACGCGGUGCCUAAGCUCGAGCUGCUUCAAGUUGAUUGCGGCUCAUCAUUGAAGGACAUCUCUGGGCUGGCAGCCCUCAAAAGCCUUAAGGAAAUUCGGUUGGAUGCCCGUAAAAGUGUGGAGGAGGUGGUGCAAGGGCAGGUAGCGGAGCAUAUGAAUCAUGUCAGAGUGAAUAUUGUUCGCUAAACUUUAUUUAUAUAUAUGCGUAUAUAGAUUCCAUCGGAGACCAAAGAUUGGUGUGUGUACUUGCUCUUGUAAUUGCUCAUGCUGCAGAUGUUUACUUGGUCGGUUUGAAUUUCAAGUCGGGUCAUUAACCACCUGCCGUUGAAACUGAAUAUUUGACUGAACCUUCGAAUUGAAUGCAGCUCUCAAGUUUAGGUAAUUCUUUAUGAUGCUGGAUUGGCUGUUGCAUUGCUAACUAAAGCCAAGAAAGGGUAGAAUGAUAGAGUCCAUUUAUUCAGAAUCGAGAUGGUGCAUAGGGGCUGCGAAGCACUGAAGGACAUUCACACUGCCAACCAUUCCUUCAACCAUGAAUAGGGCAGGGCAAGCUUUUUCUUGUUGCACAUCUCCAUUCAUGAUAGUGAUCUGAUUAGUGGCUGAGUGGUAUUUACUUACACACCUAGAAGCUAAAACUAGGAGGAGGACAAUCAAUUCACAACACCACAACUACAACGACAGGAAAUCAACGACAGGCGUCGUAUCAGCCGCUUGGCUCUUCUUCUAUGGUAUUGAUACAUCUCUCCAUGGUUUAUCCUUGAAAAAAAAAGAACUAGGAGGAGGAGAGCAUACAUGUCAAGGAUGGUUCGUCCAUCUCCAACAGGACGGGUGGACGAACGGUUCAGAAUUCUUCAGAUUUGGAAGAGGACACUGAACAUGUCGAGUCAGGCUUCAGUUCAUAGCCUUCUUUGCUUCCCAAGGUGCGUAGUUGUUACUGUAUCGUUAUUCUACUAUACAGAACAUGUUGAGACGUCUUUCCUUUCUUUUUGUCUAUUUUUCUUCGAGUGAACGGGCGUCGCAGAGCUAAUAAUUGAUUUAUUAUUUUUGUUAAUAAAACACAAACUGGACUAUUCAUGUCUCUCGGCUAAAUACCGGAAGCAAUCCUUUUCUUUUUGGAGUAGUGCAUGGAGUGCAAUGCAACCGUCGGAACUCGGAAGCCAAAACAAGAAGUUGCUCUGCUCAUAUGGAUAAUACAGAGCCGAGCAGUUCCUCUGCUGUCCUCCUGUACAUUCAUUGAAAUUACAAGGUACUGAAAGGUGCCCUGUAGUUCCUUUUUUGUAGUAGAGCAUGGGAUAUUAAUUAGUCUGCUAGCUGAAGCCAAGAAAAGAAGGACUUGCUCUGCUCAUACGGAUAGCACAUGAACUGAAAAUCCAUGUCCUGACAAAGCAGUAUCAGCAGCACAACCCCUGAGAGAAUACCAAGUACUCCUUAACAGUAUCAGCAGCACAACCCCUGAGAGAAUACCGAGUAUUUAACAAAAAGCUACUCCCACCGUCCCAUAAUAUAAGAACGUUUUUGACACUAGUGUAGUGUUAAAAACUUUCUUAUAUUAUGGGACAGAGGGAGUACCACAUUUGUGGUCGUCAUCCCACUGAACUACCAUUUUCAAAACGUCAAUAAAAAACUACCGAUUUCAGCUAAUCUCAUUGCAAAACACUACCACUUUCAGUUGAUGACUGUUUCAGACAAUUUAAACACGUUUAUAACAAGGGGGACCUACUUGUCAGGGCUGACGUGGCAGGAAAGCCAAAGCCGUUUAUCUUGACCGUUGUCACAGGUGGGGCCCACACAUCAGCAUCAACCUUCUUCUUCCUCCUCCUCUGUCUCUCUCUAGUAUUUCAACAAGCACCUUGUGGUCGGCAGCUCUCUCACAGCCAUGCCAUUGUAAGAACCAGGCAGGUCGUAAGGAAUAUUAGUUCACAUGAAGUAGGAGUUUAGUAUGGAUGUGCGCCGUGCCGAUAUAGGUAGGAUUAGAACCUGGAGGGAUACCUCACGCUCUAACAGUAUCUGUGGCUCUGUGCGGUAAUCAGGUCCUUGCAUCAUUACUCUACCAACAGGAGUUUUAAGGAUUUGAAAGAUGUUCAGUAAUAUUGUCUUCCGGAAACAGGCCAAAUAGCAUAUACCUUGUCAGCUGAUGUAUUAGUCCAGCAUGCCUUCUAGUACUGGCAAUCUUUUUAUUUAUUGAAGUAUUGGCAACUUUUAUGGUGUAGUGGUAUUUCAUUCUCUUUUAUUUUUGGCAUGGACUACAUGUUGCAAUUUUGUUUUGACUUUUCUCUGUCAUUAGUCAGAGGUGGAACUGUCAUAUCUGAAACAUGGGAGGAUGGAGGCUAUAAUAAAGGAAUUUAAUUUGCAUCUUGGUAGUUUUUGCAGCUCCAUAGAUCUGUAUAUUUCAAUUUACACACCAUUCACUACAUAUAGUGUUCUAUUUUAAAAGCCGGUCAUAUGUUGUUCCAAGAUCACCAGAUUGCAGAGUAUGACCAAACAAAGUAAAGCAACAAAGGUCUGAACCUUCAAAACCUGCUAGCCAAGAAAAUUCUAUCACACUGAAGUAGAGCAAGCAGCAGACAUAUCAUCAUCCUCACAGACCUGUUCCUUUCAUUUUCUUAAGAAGAUAAAGAUCAUCAUACACAUGCUGAACUACAGAACAGUUCCACAACUAAUAACUGAAUAUCUUGAAUGUCAUGAGUUUUCUGAUGCAGAGGCCGGGGAAUCCCCCCUUUUCGAAAAAAAAAAUCUUGAAUGUCAUGAGUGCAUCUAUCUAUGUAGUGGAGUACAUCCUCUUACUUCCCUUGCAAAUUUCAUGUAAAGGAGGAAGACGAUGGACUAGGUACACAUGUAUGACAGGCGAAGAACUGUCAGCAGCACAGCUCAGAGAAAAAGCAGAGGUUUGACUUUGACACAUCGCCAACAACCUGGACAUGUUAACCCCUAAGAAUAAAGAUGCACGUAUCAUAUAUGUAUGUAUGUUCUCCAUGCUGAAUUUAAUUGCACAGCUGUUUCUUUCUUUGGUGGUAACUCCCGGACUUACAAUUCUGUGACUUUUCAUUUCGCUGUUCCUUCGAGCAAUAGGCAUUUAAAAAAAAACUUUUGGAACUCACUGAAUUUAGCACGGCAUCGUAUCAAAUGCAGUUCUCAAGUUCAGUUAGUACUAUUGCUCAAUGCUUUCCGUUGCGGGAUCAUUGGACAUUGCACCUGGAAAUGGAAGCUGGGUUGGCUCUUGUGCUCUGCUAACUGAAGCCAAAAGGAUUCAGACAUAGGUGCGGUGCAGUCCCUGUGAAGCACUCAAGUGGCGACUCCCAG
Triticum aestivum (bread wheat) is the source of this 9135-nucleotide messenger RNA. Its product is annotated as disease resistance protein Pik-2. Gene Ontology annotation, biological process: defense response to other organism. The record is from RefSeq and is a predicted model, not a curated record. Gene Ontology annotation, molecular function: ADP binding. The coding region runs from base 2209 to 6024 and encodes 1271 amino acids. NCBI's taxonomy places the organism in Eukaryota, Viridiplantae, Streptophyta, Magnoliopsida, Poales, Poaceae. The transcript has 4 exons.